This is a messenger RNA of Dromiciops gliroides (monito del monte), 729 nucleotides long. It is a transcript of the gene GSTT4, whose product is annotated as glutathione S-transferase theta 4. The transcript is spliced from 5 exons. NCBI's taxonomy places the organism in Eukaryota, Metazoa, Chordata, Mammalia, Microbiotheria, Microbiotheriidae. The coding region runs from base 1 to 729 and encodes 242 amino acids. The record is from RefSeq and is a predicted model, not a curated record. Gene Ontology annotation, molecular function: glutathione transferase activity. Gene Ontology annotation, cellular component: cytoplasm. Gene Ontology annotation, biological process: glutathione metabolic process.
AUGAGCCUGGAACUGUACCUAGACCUUAUUUCUGCACCUUGUCGGGUCAUUUAUAUCUUUGCCAAGAUGAACCAUAUUCACUUCCAGUACUUUCCCAUGGAUCUGUUGCAAGGUCAGCAGCACAGCAAGGAAUUUGAAGCCAUCAGCAUCGAGAAGAAGGUGCCGGUGCUCCGGGAGGGAAGCUUCAUCUUGUCUGAGAGUGUGGCCAUCCUGUUAUACCUGACCCGCAAAUACAGCACUUCCAUCUAUUGGUACCCGCCUGAUAUACACAUGCGGGCCUCCAUUGACGAAUACAUGGCCUGGCAGCAUGAAAGCCUGCAUAUCCCCAUGAGGAAGAUCCUGUGGUCGAAGUUGCUGAUCCCAAUGAUUACGGGGCAGAAAGUGCCAGAGGAGAAAAUGAAUGACAUACUGAAACAAGUACAGACCAACAUCCAGUUGUUUUCUGACCACUUCCUGAAGGACAAGCCGUUUAUAACAGGGAAGAUCAUUUGUGUGGCUGAUCUGAUGGCUGUUGUGGAGAUGAUGCAGCCAGUGGGUGCCAACCAUAAUAUCUUCCUUGGCCAACCCAAGCUCAAUGCAUGGCGCCAGCGGGUAGAGGAAAUUGUGGGCUCCAGACUCUUCCAGGAAGCCCACCAGAAGCUGUUCACCAUCAAGAAGUGGGACACGUCCCUUUUAAACAAUAGUACAAAAGAGAAGAUCCUCGUCAUGGUACAGAGUGUAAAUAAAUAA